Acaromyces ingoldii is the source of this 1552-nucleotide messenger RNA. RefSeq lists its product as hypothetical. The record is from RefSeq and is a predicted model, not a curated record. The transcript has 4 exons. Gene Ontology annotation, cellular component: Ndc80 complex; kinetochore. NCBI's taxonomy places the organism in Eukaryota, Fungi, Basidiomycota, Exobasidiomycetes, Exobasidiales, Cryptobasidiaceae. Bases 38 to 1453 code for a protein of 471 amino acids.
GUCUUUCCGUCUCACCGCCAUCUACCAGGCUUAUCUCAUGGCCUUUUCCUCAUCGGUGUCGUACGGCGUGCCGCCGGGCGCCUCGCUUGGAGGAGCGGCAGGUGGACCAAUGGCGUCUGCUGGCUCGCAGGACAACAACUACUCAUCGUUUCCCGCCGUCAAGAUCGAGGAGCUGCUCAGCGUCCUGUCCGAGAUUGGCCUCGUCGGCACGACGCACGACGACGUCGCCCGGCCGUCAUACAGCUUCGUGCAGACGUGCCUGUAUGCAUUCGUCGAGUGUCUUUCCAAUGCCAACGGGGACGCGCUCGAGCGGUGGCGCGGUGACCUGAUUGCGGGUGCGGGCGAGAGCAGGGAUAUGUACGAGGAGGCGCUCAGCGUCGCCAUCUUUUGUCGAGAGAUCCGAGCAAUGAUGAUGGCAGCGACAAUCAAUGACUUUAGCGUGUCAGACCUCAACCGGCCCCAGGCGAAGCGGUUCAAGCGGCAGAUGUCGGGCCUCGUCAACUUUUUCCGCUUCCGCACCGACCGCGAGGUCGAGUACGAGGACGUGGUGCACGAGAGCGAGGUGCUGUACGACGAGCGGGACGAGCUGUCGCGCUCGGUGCGCGAGCUCAAGGUGCAGGUCGAGCGGCGCGAGGCCGAGCACAAGGCGUCGCUCGCCGAGGCCGACGUCAAGCGGCGCGACAAUGCCAAGCUCAAGGACACGCUCUACGAGCUGCGCCAGGAGCAGGACCGGCUCGUCGAGGAGGCAGACCGGGGCAAGACGCGGCAGGCGGACCUGGUCAAGCGCCAGACCGAGAUCACGUACCGGAUGCGCCUCAUCGACGAGGAGCUCGACAGCCUCAACAUGCGCGUUCAGUACAGCCCGCAGGACCUGCACAGCAUGAUCCACGAACUCGACGGCCAGCACGGCGCAAAGGCACAGGCGCUGGCCGAGGAAGAGGCCAAGGGCGCCAGUCUGGCCGAGCGCAUCGCCGUUCUCUCGCAGCUCGAGGCGAAAGCAAGCAAAUGCAGCCAGGACAUGAACGUCGUCCUUGAGGACCUGGCGCGGAUCUCGGCUGAGGAGCGCGAGCUCGACGAGCAGCAGCGCCGGCUCGAGGCCGAGCUGCGGGAGCGCAACGAGCGGGUGCAGCGGCGCCACGAGCUUGAGUCGCAGACGCGGUUUGGACGUGAGCGUCUGGCGCGCAUCGAAGCCAGCCACGAGGAGCGGCGGGCCGACGAGGCCAAACGGGCGCGCGCCGACGAGGAGGCACUGCGCACCAUGGACGAGGAGCGGGCGCAGCGCGAGGCACGGGCCGACGAGAUGCGCCAGGAGACGCAGCGCCUCGCCGACGAAUAUGCGCAGCAGCGCGACGCAUUCGACGCCGUCUGCGCCCGCUUCAAGCGCGACAAGGCCCGCCUCGACGCCGUCUGCCGAGACUAUAUUACAUCGGUUUCGCAGCGACUGGAAAUCUAAGGGCAGAGGUGUGGUGGCAGUGUACAUGCGUGUUCUCUCUCUCUCUCGUUCUCUGUAGCAUUAGUCAUACCCUCUCAAUUCAGCGUCCGGGCGCCCCGC